Molecule: messenger RNA, 739 nt
Organism: Aspergillus campestris IBT 28561
Lineage: Eukaryota; Fungi; Ascomycota; Eurotiomycetes; Eurotiales; Aspergillaceae
Exons: 4
Coding region: 53-676 (207 amino acids)
Source: RefSeq, a predicted model, not a curated record
CGACAAUCAACGAUAGGAAGAAUGGCCCGAGAGUCAGAUCAUCGAGGAUAAUAUGAUUCGCACAAUUGAACCCCAGAAGAAUGGACGGCUAAUAGUCGAUAGUGUAAACACACCGCCCUCCUUACAUCUUCACCCCGCCUCCAUUUUCGUAGCCUCCCAUGCGAAAUGGAGGCGGGGUGGGAGGCGACAUGAUGGCGUUAUCUCGAUGGUCUUCUCCAUUCACCGCAUGGGGAAUAGAGGCAUUAUCCGUGGUCAGUCCACCCUUGGAGGGUUGGCUGGUGUGGGGGAUGGGGAUGGACGGAUCUUCGCCUGGUUGCUUGCAUGCCUCCGGUCCAUAGCCCCGUUAAUCUGGGUUUCCAUCAGGCUUCGAGCAGGACUGAAUUCCCCGGCGAGGCCGACAGAUGGAUGGAUUCUGGUUGAUGAUUGGUUGUUCCAUGAUUCUGACAGCAUUCUUAGAGGUGGGAGGUCUAUCUCCGGGGGUGGAGUUGGAAGCGAAGCAUUCUCUGCCCACAUUCUGGAAUCUAUGAUUCCAAAUCAUGAAAUUCCUGUUCUGUCCCUUGAUGGUAAGGCAUCAAACGUUACUCCUGACAGACGGAUCAUUAUCACGGAAUGUGAACAAUUCCAAAUCAUUAUCUCAAGCAGAAUCCCCAGACUCAGGAGCAUGUCCCAACAGUGAAGACAACCAGAAUCACCGAGAGAAUCAAUCCAAGAUAGGAUGAGCACGGACGCUCGGGAAGCG